Cherax quadricarinatus is the source of this 3624-nucleotide messenger RNA. Lineage: Eukaryota; Metazoa; Arthropoda; Malacostraca; Decapoda; Parastacidae. The record is from RefSeq and is a predicted model, not a curated record.
GGGGGGGGAGAGAGUGGAUCUAGUAGCAACCACUGAAUAGGCGGGGCCAGGAGCUGUGAAUCAACCCCUGCAACCACAGAUAAAUGAUGGAGCCGGGUGCCAUCCAUGGUCUAGCAGUAUGCUUUAGUGUCUGGACAUGACUUUCAACUGGCCAAGAAUUAUAUUGCAGUGUCUGGAUAAGCCUUAUAACUGGCCAAGCAUUUUACAACACUAUCUGACAAGACUUUCAGCUGACUAAGCAUUAUUCUGUGUAAGUGACAUCGUCUUUGUUGCAAGUUCCUGGAAAUAAACGAUGGCAGUUGAUGGACAAACGGAGAUGAUUAGUUGCUCAGACUUGUCAGGAAAGUCUUCAUUGGAUGAGCACACAAGUGUUGAUACGAGGGGAAAAGCGUACCAGUGUACAGAGUGUCAUAAAUGUUUUUCCUCUAAAGGGAAUCUUACCACACACAUGCGUAUUCAUACAGGAGAGAAACCAUAUGGGUGUCCGGAAUGUGGGAAAUCUUUUAGUCAUAAAAACACACUUGUGAUGCAUACGAGGGUUCACACUGGAGACAAACCUUACCACUGUACAGAGUGUCUAAUGCGUUUUAGUGUCAAAUGCAGUCUUGUAAAACACAUGCGAGCUCACACCGGUGAAAAACCUUAUCAGUGUACAAGCUGCCUGAAAGCCUUUGCCCACAAAAGCUAUCUUAUAAGACACAUGCGGGUUCAUACAGGAGAGAAACCAUUUCCAUGUUCUGAAUGUCUGAAAUGUUUUAGUGAUAAAGGGUCUCUUGCAAAACACAUACGUACUCAUACAGGAUAUAAACCCCAUCAGUGUCCAGAAUGUGUGCAGUGUUUUACCACUAAAGGGAAGCUUGUAGGACACAUGAGAGUACACACUGGUGAUAAACCAUUCAAGUGUUUGCAGUGUGAGAAAAGCUUUAAGCAAAUGUACACUCUUGUAACUCACAUGCGUAUUCAUACAGGAAGUAAACCAUUUAACUGUUCUGAAUGUGAUAAAUGUUUUAGUUACAAACACAGUCUUGAGGCACACAUGCGUGUCCACUCGGGAGAGAAACCAUACAAAUGCUCAGAGUGUCUGAAAUCUUUUAGACAAAAAGGCAAUCUUAAAACACACAUGAAAAUCCACACAUGUGAGAAACCUUAUGAAUGCUCAGUGUGCCAUAAACAUUUUAGUGAAAUAGGCAGUCUUGUAAAACAAGAGAGAAUUAACACUGGAAUUACAUCAUACGAGACUUCAGAGUGUCUGAAAUGCUUUAGAGUUAAAAGUAGACUUAUAGAACAUGAGUGAAUUCACAUAGGUGGUAAGCAUGUGCAUUGUCAUCCAGAUGGUAAUUCUUUAAGAAGUGUGAAAUGUUUAGUAAAGAAUGCAGUCUUGUGAAACUCCGGAGAGAAUUCAUGUUAGCGUUUAUAAAGUGCACAUGGUUGUAUGUGAUGAGAUUAAAGUGUCAUGAACACUGAUGAAGAGUGAAAAAUUGAACAAGACAUAAUAAAUGAGAGAAAAAAAAUUGCGUUAGUGUUUUGAUCUCGAAAACUUUCCUUCAACAAGCUCACCUGCCGAAGAGGGACUCUUGACUGAUACCUAAAUAUACAAAUUUCUUUACCGGUUUUUCAUUGCCGUGUCCAAAUUUUUUUUUUAUUUUUUAUUUUUUUCAAGUUUAUAUGUAAGUUGAUGUAACACGUACAGUAAUUCACUUGAGAAAAAGCAAGUCUGUAUGUAGUGUAGUGCAUGUACAAGCAAUUUUUAUCUUCAAAUGGUAUGUAUGACAAUUGACAAAAAUUGGGCAAUAUUUAUUUCAUUCAUUUUGAAAGCCCUUGGUUAUGCAUGGCAUUUUCUGCAGUAUAAAAACUUAAAACUACUCAAUAUUGUAUAGUUUUAAGUUAGAUUGUAUGAAUUCUAGGUUUAGUAUAUCCAAUUAUAAUAAUAAUGUUUAGUAUAAUUAAGUUGUCUGAUGAUUAGACGAUUAAAUGUAAUAAUUUUUAAAGCAACAAAACUCGGUACACUUAAACAGUAUUGAUAUGAAGGUACAGUAAUACAUCCUUUACUGACAAAUUUUUAUUAUAUUUGUUAUUAGGGUUAGAAAUUUAGUGGUAACAAUACACAUAUGAAUAUGACUGCUGACUGUAAUCUGGAGAAACAGUUGUCUAUUACAUGUACAGUAUGUGAUCUAUGUAAAUUAACAUGUUUCAGGUGUAUUUUAACUAUUUUGAAGCAGUUGAUGGAUAAGGAACUAAGAAUUUUCUGAUAGAGUUCCUUAUUUUUUUGGCCAUUUAUUUGCAUGGAGUUCCUACUCAGGUUGAAUUGAAAUGUGGGAUAUCAAAAAGAUAUUUGUUUCUUUUGCUGUGUAUGUAUUCUGUUGCAGGUCUCCAAGAACAGUUUUAGGAUUAGGUUAUCAUUUGCCUUGAGUAUCAUGUACUGUAUGUACUGUGUAUAGUAUAUGCAGUAGUAAUGUGGAGGUUAUGUAUGCUGAACAAAUAUAAACUUUUGAAUAGUAGGGGUGUGUGGUAUCUGAGCGAUCAUUCCAACAGAAGAUUUGUGUUGAGUUAUGAUGGGUUUUAGGUGAUUUACACUUGUAGAUCCACAUAAGAAGUUUUUUUUUUUUAUAUUUUAUUUAAUAAUAUACAGUAUACAUGUAUAUCACACAUAAUUGACGUAAUCACAAUACAUGAAACCAUUUAUAAGAAAACAACAUCCUUAUAACUAACGGGUGACAACCUACUCAGCACUGCAUACUUCCACAUAAGAAGUAUGCAGUGCUGAGUAAGACCCAUGUGCAACAGUUCAAUAUCUUUAUUGUCAGACAAAGAUGCCAAACUGUUGCAUAUGCAUCUUACUGGUCAGUACUGUAUACUGUUUUCAUAAUUAUAAUGAGUAAUGUUUUAGGUAAAAUUUGUUAGGUAUUUGCACAAUGUGAGUGUUAAAUUUUAGUUUGAUGUAUUUUUUAAAUUUUUCCUUCAUCUUGUCUUUCGCUUGUUAUUUACCUAACAUUCAAUUGAACAUUUUUAGCUUUAUUCCCAAAUACUCUGUAGAAAUUCUUAUCAAUAAUGAGUGAGUGUUUGCCAGCACUGAAGUACAAUAGAUAUCUUUUUACAAGCUUGUCAUCAUCUGUGUUGAGGACAACCAGAUCUGUAUUUUAGAUGACAAAAGUUGUGCCAUCUGCAAAUAUGAUUGGUUUAAUAACUAUGGUGCAUGUAAACCUGGGUUAUUUUAUUGAAAGAUGUUUUGCCUGUACAUCAGCUUCAUCAGUCUGUUGCAGAGGCAGUAGACUGGAGCUAGUGGAAGAGGCAACGAGAUGCACCAGUUAAAGACUGUCACAUGUGGGUGGGAUUCACUAGUCGAAGUAGGUAGGCGUCUACAAGGUGGGCCAAAGAUUUAACAGUGAAAUUGUAAUGUGGAGAACCAGGUUGAGUUAAUGGAAGGCAUUAGAUAUUAGGUCCUCUUAUUAUUUAGAUAAACAAUAAGAGGACCUAGUUUGCUUUCUUAUGAUACCCCUUUGUUUGCAAGGUAUGGGUAGAAAGAUCAUUGAUGUAGAAAAUAAAUAAAAAGGACCUAGGAUACUUCCUUUGCUAACCAUAUGUUGCUAGGUAUGGGCAUGGUAAAUAAACAUUCAACAGAUCAAA